Molecule: messenger RNA, 1902 nt
Organism: Trichomonas vaginalis G3
Lineage: Eukaryota; Parabasalia; Trichomonadida; Trichomonadidae
Product: box C/D snoRNA binding protein family
Exons: 1
Coding region: 1-1902 (633 amino acids)
Biological process (GO): rRNA processing
Cellular component (GO): nucleus
Molecular function (GO): RNA helicase activity; ATP binding; nucleic acid binding
Source: RefSeq, a predicted model, not a curated record
AUGUUCCACAAAUAUCAGAAGAGCAGAAGCCAAGUCAAAGAAGAGAAGCAAAAGGAGAGGAAGGCUUUUGACGAUGAAGUUGACUCAAUAAAUGAACGUCUUAACCAAAUUGCACACAAUAACUACAUAGAUCCCGGAAUGACUGACGAAUUUUCAUCACUGCCAAUACUCGAAUCAACAAAGAAGUCGCUUGAGAAGAGCAAGUUUACAAAAAUGAGUCCAAUUCAGAAACAGACACUUUUAUACACUUUAUGUGGUCGUGAUAUCAUCGGUGCAGCAGAAACAGGUUCCGGUAAGACACUUGCAUUCUGCAUUCCUAUUGUUGAAUCACUCAAGAAAGCCAAAUUCUCAAAAAUGUCCGGAAUUGGUGCAAUAAUCAUUUCUCCAACACGAGAUCUUGCAGCACAGACAUUCGAUGUACUAAAGAAACUCAUCAAAGAUACAGAUAUCAGUGCCGGCUUAAUCACAGGUGGCAUGGAUUUCGAAAUGGAACAAGAAGGUCUUUCCAGACUUAACAUAAUCAUAUGCACAAUGGGUCGUCUUAAAGAGCACAUGGAAACUACAUCUACAUUUAACGCUGAUCAUUUACAAAUUCUUGUUUUGGAUGAAGCAGAUAAACUUAUGAACAAAGAAUUCAUCCGCGACCUCAAACACGUUAUCGCCGAUCUUCCAGAUACCCGCCAGACAAUGUUAUUCACAGCUACAGCAACAAAAGCCAUUAAAGAUAUCUCAAAAUUAUCUUUAUCUAAUCCAGCACGUGUCAAUCUUACAGAAGAACGUUCUACUGUCAUGCCAGAGAGCCUUAUUCAGUUCUACGCUAUAGUAAAUCUCUCAGAAAAAUGGAAUACUUUAUUUUCCUUCUUAAAGAUGCAUUUAAACGACAAAAUAAUCGUAUUCAUGGAGACAGUUAAGAUGGUUCGUUUCGCUUACGAGGCUUUCAAGCACCUUCGCCCCGGUCUUCCAAUUCUCCAUUUGACUGGUAAGCAAAACUCGAAUUUGAGAUUCGAUGUUAUCAGGGAAUUCAAGUCCCAAAAGCGCUGCGCCAUUUUCACUACGGAUGUGGCCGCUCGUGGUCUCGAUUUCCCCGAUAUUACGUGGGUCGUACAAAUGGACUGCCCAUCCUCCACAGAUACUUAUAUCCAUAGAGCCGGUAGAACUGCCAGAUUCCAUAAGAUGGGUAAAAGCAUCGUUUUCUUGACUCCAAGCGAGAAGAUGAUGGUUGAAAAGCUUGCGAAGCUGAAUAUUGAGUUGAAAGGUGCACAGAUCAUUGGCGAUAAUUUAGUAGAUAUCAGACCAAGGUUAGUUGACAUCUGUGCGAGGUUUUCUGACGUAAAACAUCUCGCGAUGAAAGCUGUGACAACUUACAUUAGAUCUGUCAAGCACCAUGAAGACGGCGAAGUCUUUGUAGUCCAAAAUAUCUUGGACGAACUCGAAGAUUUCUCUAAAAGUUUCGGACUUUUGUCUGUCCCAGUGAGAAAACAAACUAAAAAAGUGAUAGAAGAAAAAAGUGACAACGAAAAUGAAUCCUCAGACGAUGGCGAAGAAGAUGAUGAAGAAGAGAAGUCUGAUGAUUUCUUUGAAGUUGUAGAUGACGAAGAUGACAAAGAAUCAAAAGAAAUUGCUGAAUCUUCCGGACCAAAACCGACAACAAUGGAAUUUAGGUCUCCUGACGAGCCAAUUCCACAGGAAGAGUACGAAGCAUGGAGAAACAGGCUGAAGAACCUCCUUUCUGGCGAAAAGAAGCCUAAAUCAGAGAAGAAAACGAAAGAACAACACAGGAAAGAGAGAGAAGAGAAGAGAAUGGCCAAAGAAGAAAGAGAAGAAGAGGAGGAAGAGGAAGAAAAGAAGGAGAAGACAUUAGAAGAAGCUGCUGCUGAAGCUUUGCUUGAUGAUUUAGAUUAA